Spirometra erinaceieuropaei is the source of this 2471-nucleotide messenger RNA. Lineage: Eukaryota; Metazoa; Platyhelminthes; Cestoda; Diphyllobothriidea; Diphyllobothriidae. The record is from the annotation of a GenBank genome assembly.
AUGGCCGGCAGUGAUUUAUUCGGGACUGCUGGAAGAAAACUAUCGUAGGUUUUUCAUCAUCUGUUCGAAAUUUUCAGGACAUCUGGAUCGAGCAUGUAUCACGUGCUUGGCGUUCCGAAGCGUGCGGAAGAAGAUGAUAUAAAGCGGGCCUUCAGAAAAGUAUGUGUGGAUGAAGUAUAUUUAUUGGAAGAUUCUUCCGAACUAUUUGUUUUGGCUUCCUUACGUUAGGGACAAUGGCUUGGAUUACUUACUUAGAGAAUUCAUCAUAGCCAUAUCCAAUCUUUCAUUAUAAUAUAAGUUGCAAGAUGACAUAUGACGCAUGCAUUUUGUCAGAAUUUUAAGUGUUGAACCUACGUGCAGUUUGCAGUUUUUGCAUCUUAUUCUGCCGAAAAUGAUUUCUUUCGAAGUUCAGUUGUAUGUGCCCUUCGUGUGAUAUUCGAAGGACAAGACUAGGUCUAAUAUUAGACCUGUCCAUAUGGACAGCUGUUGUGCCGCAGGGAACUAAUACAAGUGUCUUGGACUUCCAAACAUUAAUAAAACACUGUAACACCUGAUAGUGACGGCCUGCUAAAAAUGUCAUUCUAAGCAAGCCUUUGUUGCACAAAGACGCAUGUGGCCCUUACAGUUGAAUAAUUUUGGAGAACGCUCAGAUGUAUGAGACCUUAUGUAAAACCACGAGGAGUACUGGAUCUCGUCUAGGUGCGCCACAUCUAAGAGCCCGUUGACCCGAAGAUGAUGACCCGACCUCGAUUUCCCGUCUCCCAGGAUUCCUACAUAUGGAUCGUCGUUGCGCGAAACGCGUGUUCCACAGACCGAUACGUAUGGUUAACCGUAGCAUGGAUGAGCUUAUGCAUGUGUUAAUCAGCGCAGGGCUUCUACUUGUUGCUGACAUUUGUAGUUUUAGACUACGCUAACUCUUGAAUUGCACUGCGCAAGCUCUUACUUCUUAUUUUAUCGAAUACUAAGGAUAAUUUCAUGCCUCCCCCUGCCGCAUAUUCCAAAGGACACUUAUGUUGCCUUGUUCUGCGCUUCAAUUCCUUGUUCUCACCAGAUUCGACUCAUUCCCUUCUAUCGUCUCCUUAUCCGCCGAGUUGGUUUGAUAUUUCAGUCAGAAUUAUAGAGCACAGGUCCCUUCCAAAUCGAAUGCUCAUGCGUGACUGCCUUGCGCGCGAUAUUUUCUCUCCCUACAGUAGUCAUUGUCAUCACCUGCUAUUUACAGCCGAACCAAACCACAAUGUGCGCAAUGUUGGUUACUACCGAUCUCGACUUCUUAGUAAAGUAUCCUUUCGUGCGCUCGCCUGCCUCUUUUUUUUUCUCGCUUUCAGCGAGGUACAUUAUCUUGCAGUUUAUAUUGGUCACUGAUGCCCACUUAUUUUCUAGAAACAUACACUUCCUGUUCUUGGUAAAGCAGUCUUUCGAAAAGUAUUUCCUCUGCGUAUACAAGUCUCCCAGCUGUUUUGUCAAGGUUUGAUCAAAAAACCCUACAUGCCACAAUUUCUGACCACCUUGCGCACCGUAUAUCCACAACAUCCAAAUACGGCCAGUGGCCAAUCACACAUAAGGGGUCUGAAGAAAUACUUAAAUGUUUACUUUCUCUGUGGGUCAUUGGACAUAGAUUUCUUGCCACGUAUUCGAUGUUGAGUGGUCCUCGUUCAGGAUCGGGACAGAUGAGUCCCGGUUUAUACGUCUGGGAAUGACGUUAGUGUAAAGUCGCAUUACCCAUGUAUUUUGAGUUUGCUUAUCAGCGCAACCACUCCUUUUUCAUCACAAAUCGCCUACAGGAGGCCCAAAUACAAUAAUAUAACAACGACUGUCAUUAAAGAAACCAUAAACUACUACAUCAUACACCUAGAGUCUUUAGUUCGCCUUCAGACGCUACUCCACUGAAAUGUAAUGGGUGUUAUGUCAUAUCUAUGUUUAAUGGAGCCAACUUACAACUUUAAAUGACAUAAUCUAUGUCCCCGUAGUCACGUUAAGUGCAAUUGCCGGCUAGAGUUUGCAAACCUGUAUUUGUGAUUCUCAUACAUCUUCUGCGCUUUGAAUGAAGCCGAAGUUUGAUUUUGUCGCAGGCAUUGUUAUGGGUGGGGAUUUAAUUGAUAUCACCUUCCACUUUAGCCGCAAAGAUAAUCAAAACCCUUUCCCAGUUCUCUACAUAUUCUGAAGCUAAGCUAGUGCGUAAACCUUUUACUGGCAAUAAAAAAGAUGCCUGGUUCAUCCAGCUAUGUCGGUAGGCAUGCACUGCAUCCUAAACCAGAUUAAUUUGAUUUCUCAGAAAUCGCAUGUAUAUUUCGAGAAAAUAUUCUUGCGUGCACGCCACUGCCCCCACAACACAGAACUUGCGAAAUGAUUCUUUGAAAUAUUUCCUUUAGGCUGCUCUGCGUUUUCACCCCGACAAAAAUCCAGACAACCCGGCCGCAGCUGAAAUUGCAAGUUAUCUUUUGCUUUAUUUGUUUGAUUUUUUUAUUAUCUGA